Vitis riparia (riverbank grape) is the source of this 1469-nucleotide messenger RNA. Its product is annotated as probable inactive leucine-rich repeat receptor kinase XIAO. Gene Ontology annotation, molecular function: protein binding. The record is from RefSeq and is a predicted model, not a curated record. NCBI's taxonomy places the organism in Eukaryota, Viridiplantae, Streptophyta, Magnoliopsida, Vitales, Vitaceae.
AUGCUUAUUUCCAAGCACCACCUAAUCCAGGCAAAUCAGAGGGUUUCUCUUUCCUGUUCUGGCUUAUCUUCAAUUGUUGUAGCAGUGCUUAUUACCUUCAUCUCCUGGCCUGCUCAUUCAAGAACUCUGGAAUCAGAUGCUGAAGUUCUCCGCUCCUUCAAAGCAUCAAUCGAUCCCAACUCAGUCCCGCUGUACUUGUUUAUCAGCACCUGGGACUUCAAGAUGGAUCCAUGUGAGAGUUCCGGAGAACAAUUUCUGGGGAUCUUGUGCUCCACGCCAGUUGACAAUUCAAGCGGCAGAGUAACAGCCAUCGAUCUUGAUGGAAUUGGGUAUGAUGGGUUUCUGCUGCCCGUAAUUGGAAACCUAACAGAGAUCACCGUCCUUAGUUUAAGCAAAAACAACUUUCGAGGGCCAUUACCUGAAAGCAUCAGCAAUCUAAGAAUGCCCACCACGCUCUCAUUGUCAGGAAACUUCUUCACCAGCACUCCGCCUGCAGGGAUUGGACAGCUGAAGAAGCUUGAAACAAUGGAUAUUUCAGAAAACAAUCUCUCUGGCUCAAUUCCAGUCCAUAUUGCCGGGCUUCGGAGCUUGCUCCGCCUAAGCUUGUCAAACAACGGAUUGUCAGGCAGAGUACCUAGCCUUAAUGGGCUAUGGCAGCUAAACUCAUUAGAUCUCAGCAGGAACCAACUCUAUGGAAAUUUACCCGCCCUCCCGGUUCACUUGAGAACAUUACUGCUAAGCCACAAUAUACUUUCAGGCCACAUUUCUCCCAUAAGCAGGCUUCAAAAUCUCAGAAUAUUAGAUUUGAGCAAUAACAGGUUUUCUGGUGCCAUCAGUGAGGGAAUUCUUAUAUUGCCUAAUACAGUUCGGGUUGAUGUUUCAGCUAACAGAUUCACUAUGAUAGAGGACCAGGGUUUUGGGCAGCGAGAUGCACAGCUUCAAGAGCUUCAUGCACAUACAAACCAUUUGCAAGGUCAUUUGCCAGUGAAUUUGGUGAGUGCUAAAAAUUUAACGACAAUUAAUCUAGGGCAAAACCGGUUCACAGGCACAAUUCCAAGGGACUAUGGGGCAAAGUUGGAGGGAUCAUGGAGAACUUUGUUCUUGGAUUCCAACUUUCUAACAGGCGGCCUGCCACCACAGUUCCAGAGAAGUGGACUAAGGAUUAGCGGGAGUCUUGCACACAACUGCUUAAGCUGCCCACAAAGCAACAUUGUUCGUGGAGGACAAAGACCAGCCUCAGAAUGUGUAAGACAGGGUGGUCAAGAAUUCUCAUUGGAGAGUAAUGAAGCGGUAGGGAUGGUGUUGACUGCAAUCCCACAAAAUAUUUUGUUUAGUUUUUCCUGGUAAGGUUUUUCUUUCAUAGGUACCCACAAGAAGCAAAGAAGAGGGCAUUUCACUCAGAAAGAAUAAUUCUGAACAAGGAUACCAAGUAGUUGAUUUCUAUUUAUCAAGUAGAAUGUAUUGAAACA